This is a messenger RNA of Closterium sp. Yama58-4, 543 nucleotides long. The record is from the annotation of a GenBank genome assembly. NCBI's taxonomy places the organism in Eukaryota, Viridiplantae, Streptophyta, Zygnematophyceae, Desmidiales, Closteriaceae.
AUGGCUGUUCGUUCCUCGCCCGUUCUCCUCGUAGCUGUGGCGUUGUCAAUUUUUGUGGCAACUGCGUGCGCGGACAAAUAUGCCCCCGUGGUGCUGUCGUCGAACCUGUUCGGCAGCAACGAGAUUCCCAAGAACAACACCAAGGUCGCCAGGGAUGCUGUGGGCGACAUGCAGGGCCGCGCCACGAUGCUGCUCACGAUCUACGGUGACGGUAAUGGCGCCUACACGUGGCUCACUUUCGUGGUUCGAGUAGCCCUCUUGCAAGGGGAAAUGCCACCCACUAAGACGCACAUCCACGCAGGCGCUAAGGGCAUGAAUGGCGACCUUCUGGUGAACCUGCCUUGUGUAUACAAGCAGUACAAGCAACGCAAUUACUGGCGCUGUGCGGGCUCGUUAGGAAAGGCUGUCGGGGAAAGCACCUCAGAGCUACAGGCUGCGUUGAAGGCUAUUGUCGCGGCUCCUCCUAUGUUCUACGGGAAUAUUCACACCAAGAAGUACGCUGAUGGAGCUGUGCGCGGUCAACUGAAGAAGAAGGGCAACUGA